UGAUGUCCCAACAACAAAUUAAAUAUUUGAAAUUCCAACCAAAAGCAAUAAUAAUUGGAAGCCCAAUACAAUAUCGGCUACUGUGAUCAAACAACUAUUUUAUCCAUUAAGUACCACCAUACUCCGAUCGAAUGGGUCCAUCUGAGGAUCCAAUGCUUCGACUUGGAGCAUCAAGAGCUGGCAAAUGCAUUAAAACUUCGCCUACCUCCAAAAUCCAAAUUGCUUAGAAGUUAUCAAACAAAAAUCCCGCUGUGGCAGCUCGUGUUUUUGAUGGAUGAGGACAAUGUCUUAUCCGCCAAUGUGAUGUGAUCAAUAGCUUCACGCGUUGCCCCACCAAACCCACCUGAGGGCCAAGACCUGAACGUGUCAAAAAAGCCAAUCACCAACGAAGCCUCUCCGUGCAAGAUAAGACAAUCCCUAUACAUAUACGAACCGAUCACCAUAGAUCUAUUGAUCUCAUCUCCCCUCAAUCGACACCAGUUUUCACAACCAUGUCUCUGCGAACCAAAUCCAAAAGCAUCAAAGAAACACCACCACCAACCGAGAAGACUACCAAAACUCCGAAAACACAAUCCUUUGAGGAAGAAGAAAGCUUAAUAGAGAAACCCCUCCCACCCCCGGCCAGCCUCUCUCGACAAGCACUGGCUCAGGCUAUAACAAGCACGGCUCACUUGGCCAACCUCCUCCCCACCGGCACCCUCCUCGCCUUCCACCUCCUCACCCCGGUCUUCACCAAGAAUGGCUCAUGCGACGCGGCUACCCGGUUCAUGACGCGCAGCCUCCUCCUCCUCCUCGCUGCCUCCUGCUUCCUUGCCUGCUUCACAGAUAGCUUUCGAUCGCCGGACGGGCGAUUAUACCACGGCUUCGCCACUCUUCGAGGGAUGUGGCUCUUCGAUUACCCCUUGCCGCCCUCCUCGGCACCGCCGGACCUGUCCAAGUACAGGCUAAGGUUCGUAGAUUUCGUGCAUGCGGUGCUUUCGGUGCUCGUGUUCGCAUCGGUGGCGUUAAGAGACAAGAAUGUGGUCGAUUGCUUCUAUCCACAGCCGAAGCAUGAGACCAAGGAGGUCUUGGACAUCUUGCCGCUGGGGGUAGGGGUUAUAUGCAGCUUGCUGUUUGUAGUCUUCCCUACAAGAAGGCGCGGCAUUGGCUAUCCGGUUGCCAACGAGAAUUGAGAGGGUUUUGUCCUCAAAUAUGUUCCUCUUGUGCUGUCGAUGAUUUACUUUGUUUAAUUUGUUUGCGAGAACCAAUUCUCAAAUUCAUGUACUCGUGAAACGUGAAUAGCUUCAAAAGAACUGGAGUUUUGGUGCGAUA
Messenger RNA from Phoenix dactylifera (date palm), 1311 nucleotides. The record is from RefSeq and is a predicted model, not a curated record. NCBI's taxonomy places the organism in Eukaryota, Viridiplantae, Streptophyta, Magnoliopsida, Arecales, Arecaceae.